Acaulospora colombiana is the source of this 1869-nucleotide messenger RNA. Lineage: Eukaryota; Fungi; Glomeromycota; Glomeromycetes; Diversisporales; Acaulosporaceae. The record is from the annotation of a GenBank genome assembly.
UAGAAUCUUACGCGUCGCCUCCAGUGGCCACACUCAACCCUGCAACUAUGGAAACUCUUCAACUGUUUAGAGGCGAUACUGUGAUUGUUCGAGGCAAGAAGAGACGUGAUACAGUCCUUAUCGUGAUGAGUGACGACAACGUUGAAGAGGGCAAGAUCCUGAUGAACAAAGUGGCUCGAAACAACAUUCGCGUCAAGCUCGGCGACGUUUGUAAUGUGCAUCCUUGUCCCGAUAUUCAAUAUGGCAAACGGGUGCAUAUUGUUCCCUUCGAUGAUUCAAUUGAAGGCCUCAGUGGAAAUAUCUUCGAAGUUUAUCUGAAGCCUUAUUUCGUUGAGGCGUUCCGUCCCGUCCGCAAGGGUGAUACCUUCCUAGUUCGCGGUGGCAUGAGGACAGUCGAGUUCAAAGUCUUGGAGACCGACCCCGCCGAAUACUGCAUUGUAGCACAAGAUACUGUUAUCCACACCGAAGGUGAUCCCGUCAAACGUGAAGACGAAGAAAAUAAUCUUGCCGAUGUCGGCUACGACGACAUUGGAGGAUGUCGCAAACAAAUGGCCCAAAUUCGUGAACUGGUCGAGCUCCCAUUGCGUCACCCACAACUCUUCAAGUCUAUCGGAAUCAAACCUCCGAGAGGAAUCUUGUUGUAUGGUCCUCCUGGUACCGGUAAAACGCUCAUGGCUCGUGCGGUUGCCAAUGAGACUGGGGCAUUCUUCUUCUUGAUAAACGGACCCGAAAUUAUGAGUAAAAUGGCCGGUGAAUCCGAAAGUAACUUGCGCAAAGCAUUCGAGGAAGCCGAAAAGAACUCUCCUGCCAUCAUCUUCAUCGAUGAAAUCGACUCUAUUGCGCCUAAGCGCGAAAAGACCAACGGAGAGGUCGAGCGUCGUGUUGUUUCCCAGUUGUUGACUUUGAUGGAUGGCAUGAAGGCUCGCUCUAAUGUCGUCGUGAUGGCUGCUACGAAUCGACCAAACUCCAUCGAUCCCGCCUUGCGUCGUUUCGGUCGCUUCGAUCGGGAGGUGGAUAUCGGCAUUCCGGACCCAACUGGUCGUCUCGAGAUCCUCCGCAUUCAUACCAAGAACAUGAAGUUGUCCGAUGACGUUGACUUGGAACAAAUCGCCGCCGACACUCACGGUUAUGUUGGCUCCGAUAUUGCUUCGCUUUGCUCAGAAGCUGCCAUGCAACAAAUCCGUGAAAAAAUGGAUCUCAUUGACCUCGACGAAGAUACCAUCGAUGCUGAAGUGCUUGAUGCUCUUGGUGUGACAAUGGAGAACUUCAGAUUUGCUCUGGGUGUCUCCAACCCGUCAGCCCUCCGAGAGACUGUGGUCGAAGUACCCACUGUCACCUGGGGCGAUAUCGGUGGUCUGGAGAAGGUCAAACAAGAGCUCCAGGAGACUGUGCAAUACCCUGUCGAGCACCCGGAGAAGUUCAUCAAAUACGGAAUGUCGCCUUCAAAGGGAGUGCUCUUCUAUGGGCCACCUGGAACGGGUAAAACUAUGCUUGCCAAGGCUAUCGCCCAUGAGUGCCAGGCCAACUUCAUUUCCAUCAAGGGCCCUGAACUUUUGACUAUGUGGUUCGGUGAAUCCGAAGCAAACGUUCGAGAUGUGUUUGAUAAAGCCCGAGCUGCAGCCCCCUGUGUCAUGUUCUUCGACGAACUUGAUUCAAUUGCCAAAGCCCGUGGUGGAUCUUCUGGUGAUGCUGGUGGUGCAGGAGAUCGUGUGUUGAAUCAACUUCUCACUGAGAUGGAUGGUAUGAACGCUAAGAAGAACGUCUUCAUCAUCGGUGCCACCAACAGGCCAGAUCAAAUAGAUCCUGCCCUCCUCCGUCCUGGUCGUCUCGACCAAUUGAUCUACAUUCCUCUUCCGGAUCUUCCCUCGC